Molecule: messenger RNA, 398 nt
Organism: Racocetra persica
Lineage: Eukaryota; Fungi; Glomeromycota; Glomeromycetes; Diversisporales; Gigasporaceae
Source: the annotation of a GenBank genome assembly
CAAUCCGUACCAUUAAACGACAACAAUCGCAAAUUAUUGAAAAUAGAGGUGUAACCGGUAAAAGAGUUACCUUAAGGAUGCCUAUAGAUAGUGUUGAACUUAAAGUAUCUAUAAAAGUUUUGGGUUAUAUACUUGUUUUUAUAUUACAAUGGAUUCCUGCCAUACCGUAUGAUAUAUAUCAAUUUAACGGACGCGCCGCUCCUUGGGUUUAUUGCAUGGUUAUUGCAUCUGUUAAUUCAGGUGUAAGUUGGAGUCGUUAUGGAAGCUCCAAUUCUUCCUCAUCUCAUGAACAAUUCAUAGAUGGUAGUAAAGCUUCUUCGGCAACCCUUAAUCAUAGUAAUAAUCAUGUUAAAUCUAUCGAUAUUGAAAAUGGAUCUCCUGAUAUUAACAGAAAUUAA